GUUUAAAAACAAAAAAUACUCCAGCGUCGAUAGUCGGUUUAGAUGAUGAUUGAAAUCUGAAGAUCUAUCUAGGUUUAUGGUGCUCUGACUUAUCUAGAUCACCCAAGUUUUUACGACAGAUAAUUACUAUUGUUCUCGAAAUCCUGCACUCUCAUUCAUCCCAGGAAUCUUGGUUGUUGACCUUGAUUGAAUAUGGCUAAUAAACCUCAAAUCCCAACAAAGAAUUCUGCACUUAUUGCUGUUAUUGCUGAUGAGGACACUGUUACCGGCUUUUUACUUGCUGGAGUUGGUAAUGUUGAUAUCCGGAGGAAGUCAAACUACCUUAUUGUGGACAAUAAAACAACGGUGAAACAAAUUGAGGAAGCAUUUAAAGAAUUCACAACAAGGGAGGACAUAGCAAUUGUAUUGAUCAGUCAAUAUAUUGCAAAUAUGAUAAGAUUUCUGGUUGAUAGCUACAACAAACCAAUUCCAGCUAUUUUGGAGAUUCCGUCCAAGGACCAUCCCUAUGAUCCUGCUCAUGAUUCCGUACUUUCAAGGGUGAAAUACCUUUUCUCUGCUGAAUCAGUUGCGUCAAGCAGAUAUUAGGGUUUAGGCAUAUUGAUAUGCCCUCGAAUGUUGAAUGCUUUGAAUUUUAAACCCGAAAACUGUUCACAUUCUGAGUUGAUAUUCCAAUGUUUAUUUUUUAAAAAUAAAACGUGUAAUUAAUUCAUUACAUUUAAUUUCCGAUUUUGAAUGAUUUUAUCUUUGUAUGAAUAUUUAAGCAAUUUCAUGAUCAUACUUUUUAGUCGGGAUAA
Molecule: messenger RNA, 794 nt
Organism: Amaranthus tricolor (Joseph's coat)
Lineage: Eukaryota; Viridiplantae; Streptophyta; Magnoliopsida; Caryophyllales; Amaranthaceae
Product: V-type proton ATPase subunit F-like
Exons: 5
Coding region: 193-585 (130 amino acids)
Biological process (GO): proton transmembrane transport
Cellular component (GO): proton-transporting V-type ATPase, V1 domain; membrane
Molecular function (GO): proton-transporting ATPase activity, rotational mechanism
Source: RefSeq, a predicted model, not a curated record